AACAGGGUACAUGAGGCUGAACCGGAAACCACUGAAUUUGGAUACCAGGGUGCAGUCGUCAGAUGGGUCUAUUCAACAGGUUUCGCAAGUCUGAAGAGACGGCCACUUUAUUACCCACGGACGUCAUAGUGUUUUUCUGGAUGCUCUUUUGCAAAUGUGGGAAGGUUCAUUUCCGGGCGAACGACGGCCGGAGACCCCGCACCACGAUGGUUAACGUGGUGAGCAUCUACGAACGCCCAGAUGCAGAGGAAACCAUGAAACAGUGGAUGGGUUUGACCUAUACGAAGCCCUAUGAAGCGGCUAGAAUCCUGUACAUGCAUCACAUCACAUCGAACCAACACGAUGCAAGCUCGGAGGUCUCGAGACAUCUCCACGCCUUCGGGCACCCUAGCACCGUUCAUGUCGUGCCGACUAUAUCUUCUGGAGCGAACCUGUCAGCUGAGGAGAUUAAUACCUCGCUGGCACAACUUCAGCGUCAGGCAGAAGAUGCAGGUGCAUCGAUGUUUGAGUCGGUGUUUGCUAUUGCUGCAAACAGUGCUCAUGUCUUUCGACAAGUCCAAUGGCUAGCAAUCAUCGUUCUAAGGGGGGCAGUGGUGUUCUGUGAGCAUUUUUAUGCCAUGUGCACCACAUUGCCUCCCUGUUGCAGUACGGGAAAAUCCGACUACGAUGGUGGUUGCAGUUCAAGGGGUCCCCCAAGCUGUAGAUCUUGUCGGAGGUAAAACCUGUCUGGAGCCGAGCAAAGUUUGUUCGUCGCGCCUCUUUUCCAUCCUCGCUUGGCGCGAAUCUGGUCGGUCGGUCGGCAUGUACUACAGGAAUGGGUAAACGGAAAUAACUUCGUGCGACGACAUCCAGAGCCAAGUGGACCUAACGGGUUCGUGUUACACUUCCGGUCUUCUUCAUGCGGUGCCUGGUUGUGCAUUAGCUCUGACGUACAGUAUGCCAUAUUCUCCGUCGCAUGGAAUCACACUUGAAAAUCUGG
This is a messenger RNA of Pisolithus orientalis, 979 nucleotides long. RefSeq lists its product as uncharacterized. The transcript has 5 exons. The record is from RefSeq and is a predicted model, not a curated record. The coding region runs from base 63 to 719 and encodes 218 amino acids. NCBI's taxonomy places the organism in Eukaryota, Fungi, Basidiomycota, Agaricomycetes, Boletales, Pisolithaceae.